AGAUGAAGUAUGACGACAAGUGGAAAUUGAUAUCAAAUCAAAUUUAUAAUCACAAACUCUCUCAUAUAAGAUAUUGUGGUUUAGCAGUUAAUAAUUCAGGCUCUGAAAUCAGACUGCUAAGAUUUUAUUCACUGACUUCACUACUCAUUAAUGUGGGUUGUUAAUCCCUCUAACCCUAAACCUUGCCUGUACGAUGGAGAGAAUAAUAAUGUCUACCUUGUAUAGUUGCUGACACAUUUCACAAUGAAAUGAAUAGAAAGUCUCUGGCAUAUAGUAACUACUCAGUAAGCUCUAGCUGUUAUCAUUAGGAGCAUCAUUAUAUUACAGCAUUCUAAAUCUAUAUCCUUUUUUUUCCCUUGAUAGGUUCAAGUUUCAUGGUCUUAUCUACUAGUGCCAUAGACACACACCAGAGUCAGAUAAGCUUAGAUGUGUAUCUUAGCUUUAUGUUUGAGGGUGGGUUUUCUUUUUCCCACACUGUUCUAGUUUGCUCAAUUGUAAAGUGGAUAAUAAUAAUAGUUAUCUAAUUGUGUACAUUAGAUCAUUAUGUCCAUCAAAAAUGUGUGCAUGUACACCCCUCAAAGUUCUAAUGCCCUUCACUGAUUCUCAUCUUGUUAAGCAGUAUUUUUAGUGCAAAAUACAUAGGAACAAAAACCAUUUGCAACUAUAAUAAAACAAUUUCUAACUGUGUGACAUUAAGCAAAUGAUUUAAGGCAUUAAGAUUAUUUUGAGGUUGAAAAUGACAAAAUUUUAAACAUGCAUAUAUAGAGAUGAUAUUGUUAUGGUCUGGCGUUAUGAGAGACAGCCAGCCCACUGAUGAGGCUCUCCAGAACUGAUAAGCAGUUAUUCAGGUUGGCAAAGGGAGGCUGGAGAACAGACUUUAGUGCAUACAUUUUGUAACAGUAGCCACAAACUGAUUUUGUGUGUUUGACCGACUUCAUAAGUUACUUUUAAUAAUAUUUACCUGAUGCUUUGAAAACAGCCACAGUAGCACAUUGUCCUAGUCUGAAAUGAUUAUGUUAUCCUGAAAUAGUGCGCUGGCCUCCUUUGCUGGGUUUUAUUAUGGUAUUUCUUUGAUUUUGGAGACGCAAGCCCUAGACUAGCAGAAUGAAGCAUUAGUAUUACCUAGCUACUUAAAUGCCAGACUUAUUCUUUCCAAAAUGGAUGUAAACAGAACAUGCCUCUCUUCUUCAUCCUUCAAACCUGGAUUCCUUGCCUCGGUUCAAUACUAUCUGUUAAAGUAGCUUCAGACAGAACGGAGAAUGUCUGUGCUCCUCUUCUUUAACACUGUUGGUCUGAAGUCAUAGAUAUUCCUCAGUGAAACUGUCUAAACUCUCAACACUUCAUUCCUUGUCAAUUAAACAAUGUCACUUGAUGCUCAUUUUCAUUCUUUUUGUCUUAGAAUAUUUUCCAUUUUCCCUAAUUAGUCCGAAUCUAUGUGAUUCUGAGUAUUUGGUGCUAGAUGUUUAAAAAAAAAAAACAAAAAACCCAAGAUCUCUAAUUGUCUAAUGAAACCCAGUCCUUCAAAACAUGUAGAUACGUUUUACAGGAUUCCAAAAGCUCCAAGGACAAGAUGAACAUAUCUCCAAAUUAAGGCAAAAGUUGAGAAGGCUCAUUGAUAUAUACCAUCUCCUUUGAGACCAUUCUCCCUUAUUCCACAUUUUAUACUGUUAGAAUAUUGAGUGAGCUGAAGCUGAGAGAAGCUGGGAAGCAUUCCACCAGAAAGAAGGAUUUCUAGCAUUCUACAGGAGUCUGGAUAGGGGGAAAAAAAAGAAAAAUAACACUUUAUGACAGGACUAGGGCUUUGCACAGUCCAGUCCUAUUUGGCUUCGUGGCUGACUAAUGAAAAUUAAAUCUCUGAGGAUACUGAGAGCCCAGAUUAUUAAAUUCUGUUAUUUUAUGUCAAGCCGGGACACAGAAGGACCAUAAACACUAAAAUAAGAGUUCUUAAUACCAGUAAAAUUUGUUCAUGGUGCAUUUAUUCUGCAAAGUCUUCUCUGACCCCUCUACUCCUCUGGAUUGCUCUAAGACCACACUACUCACACGGUUCUCUGCCUUACCACGACAGUAUCAGUAGCAUGCGUCGGAGCCACAGAAGCUCGGUAUGAAAUCCUGCCUCUACCACCUGUUUCCUACCUGAUCAUAGACGAGUCAUUCAAACUCCCUUUUCUUACCUUUGAAAACAGUAAAACCUAGUUUUAAGAGUAGCUGGGAGAAGAGAUACUGUGCACAGUGUAAAUUUUCGGAUACAUAAUUGAUGUUCAAUAUUGCCAUGCUGCUUGCUAUUGUAAUUUGUUUCUCUCUUUGUGCAUCACUUGCAGACCAAAAUAUAGAUAACCAUAUUCUCAGAAUGUAAGGAAGUGUUGGGUAUUCAAUAUUAUUUUACCGAUUGGUUAAAUGACGAUUGGUAGCUAUAGACCAGUUACAGAGUUCUGUUUCAUUUCCCCUGCAGCUGACUGAAGAUGAACCCUGAAAACUGGACUCAGGUAAGAAGCUUUGUUCUUCUGGGUUUUCCCAGUGGCCACCUCCUACAGUUCCUGAUGUUCCUGGGGUUAAUGACCACCUACAUUGUAACAGUCAUAGGCAACCUGCUAAUUAUUGUGCUCAGCUGGAUAGACCGACGCCUGCACACACAGAUGUAUUUCUUCCUGCGGAAUUUAUCCUUCCUGGAGCUGUUGCUGGUAACGGUUGUGGUUCCCAAGAUGCUUGUCGUCAUCCUCACGAGGGAUCACACCAUCUCAUUUGUCAGCUGCAUCAUCCAGUCCUACCUCUACUUCUUUCUAGGCACCACUGACUUCUUCCUCUUGGCCGUCAUGUCUCUGGAUCGUUACCUAGCAAUCUGCCGACCACUCCACUAUGAGACCCUGAUGAGUGGCCAUGUCUGUUCCCAGCUAGUGCUGGCCUCCUGGCUAGCUGGAUUCCUCUGGGUCCUUUGCCCCACUGUCCUCAUGGCCAGCCUGCCUUUCUGUGGCCCCAAUGGAAUUGACCACUUCUUUUGUGACAGUUGGCCCUUGCUCAGGCUCUCUUGUGGGGACAUCCAUCUGCUGGAAAUGGUGACCUUCAUGCUCUCUACAUCAGUGUUACUGGGCUCACUGACUCUGACCUCAGUUUCCUAUGCCUGCAUUCUUGCCACUGUUCUCGGGGCUCCCACAGCUGUUGAGCGAAGGAAAGCGUUCUCCACUUGCGCCUCGCAUCUCACAGUGGUGGUCAUCAUCUAUGGCAGUUCCAUCUUUCUCUAUGUUCGUAUGUCAGAGGCUCAGUCCAAACUGCUCAGCAAAGGUGCCUCCGUCCUGAGCUGCAUCAUCACACCCCUCUUGAACCCAUUCAUCUUCACUCUCCGCAAUGACAAGGCGCAGCAAGCACUGAGAGACGCCCUGGGGUGGCUCAGGCUCACUGCUGUGAUGAAACUGAGGGUCACAAGUCAAAGGAAAUGAUCUUAUUAAAUGGGAGAUUAAAUGUUUAUUGAAAAUUUUUUAAAUGUGCAGAAGUUUAAGGGAUGUAGGCAACACUGUGCACUUUUCUCAGCUAAUGAAAGAACAGUCUUCUUAAAUAUACAACAUGAUAUAUGGUGGUAAACCUUCAUUUUCCCUCCCUACAACCUUCCUUGUGCCUCCUCCUCCCCACAGAGAAGGCUGAUCCAAUUGGUUAAAUUUCUUUCAAGUGGGAUCCCUGGAUUGGAGAGCACA
Messenger RNA from Cercocebus atys (sooty mangabey), 3683 nucleotides. Its product is annotated as olfactory receptor 6T1. The transcript has a single exon. Gene Ontology annotation, molecular function: G protein-coupled receptor activity; olfactory receptor activity. Bases 2460 to 3431 code for a protein of 323 amino acids. Gene Ontology annotation, cellular component: membrane. The record is from RefSeq and is a predicted model, not a curated record. Lineage: Eukaryota; Metazoa; Chordata; Mammalia; Primates; Cercopithecidae. Gene Ontology annotation, biological process: G protein-coupled receptor signaling pathway.